Messenger RNA from Tachysurus fulvidraco (yellow catfish), 3402 nucleotides. Its product is annotated as zinc finger protein OZF-like. NCBI's taxonomy places the organism in Eukaryota, Metazoa, Chordata, Actinopteri, Siluriformes, Bagridae. The coding region runs from base 221 to 1531 and encodes 436 amino acids. The transcript has 4 exons. Gene Ontology annotation, biological process: negative regulation of transcription by RNA polymerase II; regulation of immune system process; regulation of cytokine production. The record is from RefSeq and is a predicted model, not a curated record.
AUACCGUGAAAGCGCCAAAACUUUCGAAUUCGGUAAAACCUCUUCCGGUGUGACGUCGGGUGCCACUGACGUCACCGGUCACGUGGUCAGAGCGCCGAUCUCCCCGACUUUGUGUAGAAACGCUGGGAUUCCGUACAGAGAGCCGAAGCUGGACGUGUCGCUGUGUGGGAGUUCGUCAUCAGUCACAUCAGAACUUCCUGCUCCACACACGGAGAAAGGAAUGAUGUUUUGUUGCAAGUCGUCUCCUGCUUCUUGUGUCCAGUUCCACACACCCCUUGACCUGACCUGCACAAACUCAUCGAGAGAUGCCACUGCUUCAGAUAGGCUUCAGAUGUCUGGAGAGAGCAAAUCUGACCUGUACACAAAAGAAGUGAUGUUCUGUCACCGGUCAUCUCCUGUUCCUUUUGUCCAGUUUCAUACACCUCUGGACCUGACCUCCACAAACACAUUGAGAGAUGACACAGCUUCAGGAAGGCUUCAGAUCUCUGGAGAAAUCAGUUCUGAGAAGCUGUCCAUGAAAGGAGUGAUGUUCUGUCACCGGUCGUCUCCUGAUCCUUUUGUCCAGUUUCAGACACCUCUGGACCUGACCUCCACAAACACACUGAGAGAUGACACAGCUUCAGGAAGGCUUCAGAUCUCUGGAGAAAUGAAGUCUGAGAAACUGUCCACAGUCAGUUGUAGUAGUCAGGGCAGGAGUCUCCUAAGUAAGACCUCACCCAAAGUCAUGUGGAAAAAAAUCCACCAUUGUUCGGUCUGUGGGAAGAGUUUUGCUAGACUGGGCGACCUCCAAAAACAUCAUCGGAUUCACACUGGAGAGAAGCCGUUUCAGUGCACACAGUGUGGGAAGAGUUUUACUCAGGAGAGUAAUCUCCAACAACACCAGCGGGUUCACACCGGAGAAAAACCCUACCAUUGUACGUGGUGCGGAAAGAGAUUUACGCAUCAGCAGAAUUUCCAAACGCAUCAGAGAAUUCACACCGGAGAAAAACCAUAUCAGUGCUCGGAGUGUGGGAAGAGUUUUACUCGCAAGAAUGCUGUACAGCGACACCAGCGUGUUCACACCGGAGAGAAACCGUUUCACUGUAUUCAGUGUGGGAUGAGUUUUAGUGAAAAUGGUACUCUCAAAGAACACCAGCGACUUCACACAGGAGAGAAUCUUUAUCAUUGCUCAGAGUGUGGAAAGAGUUUUCAUCAGAAGAAAACUCUACAAGGACAUCAGCGGACUCACACCGGCGAGAAGCCGUACUUCUGUACGGAGUGUGGAAAGAGUUUCAGCCGGAUGAAUACGCUGCAGCAGCACCACCGCAUUCACACAGGAGAAAGGCCGUUUCAGUGUUCGGAGUGUGGACAGACGUUCGCUCAACAAAGUACGCUCCACCGACACCAGCACAUACACACUGGAGAGAAACCGUAUCAAUGCUCACUGUGUGGGAAGAGUUUUAAUCGUAAAAAUACACUCCAACUCCACCAGCGCCUUCACGCAGGAGAAAAGUCCAGCGCUGAGGACAUUUACUCUGGAACUUCAGAGUAAACUCAUAGCUUGUACAAAGGCAGUAUUUUUGUAGCACAUGGCCUUUACUGAGGCCAUGUUGGUUUUCACACAGUUUCUGUGGUCAGAACCUGAGUGUGAUCCAGUCUUGGUGUGGAAUCAGACUCACUUGAUUCUAUUGAAUUUGAAUCCUGGUUCAUUUGAGUUCAUGUGACAUCAUCACAAACCCUCAUGGAGAACACAGAAUGGCUCACCAGAUUUUCUGUUCUUUGCAGUAAGACAUCUCGGCUCUUCCGUGUCCCACAGUGUUCCCCUGACACUCAUGGUACACGUGUCUUGUGGAAACUAAUGAUCUCCUCAUUGACUAAAACUCGUGCACUUUCCUUCCUGAAAGCGUGUGGACCCCAAAAGGAGUCGUGUUCACUUCAUGGGAAUCGUAGCAGACUUCCAGAACAGUUAAACCCAGACCUCCUCUUAUGGGUCAGUACCAUGCUGAGAUUCCUGCUCCACAAGUUUACAACUGUUUUCUCAUUAGCUCCAUCGUUGUGUUAAAGCUCAGUUAGCACACAGUUUAGACCCGGUUACUGGAUGCUAAUGAGCGUCCAGCAGGUAAACGUCACACACAUACAUGUCACAAAUCCCUACUAAAUGGAGUGACACUAGAACAAAGAUUAAAGAGAGACUUUAUUUAAACAUAAACCUGUUUACAUUUUCAUACAUUUACAUUUGCAGCAUUUAGCAGACGCCCUUUUCCAGAGUGACUUACAUUUUAUUUCAUUGUAUACAACUGAGCAAUUGAGAGUUAGGGGCCUUGCUCAGGGGCCCAGCAGUGACAGCAUGGUGGACCUGGGAUUUGCUCCUUUGAACCUUCUGAUCAGUAAUCCAACAUCUUCACCACUAGGUACCACAUCCCUUAUACCUAACAUCCCUUAUACCUAACAUCCCUUAUACCCAACAUCCCUUAUACCUAACAUCAUACCAGGUAUAAAAAGACCAAACAGGGGAGGUCUGCAGAGCUGAGAGUGUCUGUAUGCAUUUACUGUAUGCCUCCUGUUUAUUGUAAGGCGGUUCUUUAGUUGGCUGGUCACCGAUUUCUCAAUCAUAGAUCUGCAGAAGCAAUAAACAGGCUAUAAUGCUACAUGGCACAGUCUGGAUGUUUUAUGAAUCAGUCAUGUCAUUCAUUCAAACGUUCAAACGAAUAUCCAUCAGAAAACAAGGAGCAAAAAACUUCAGCUUGUUCCCUGGAAAUCAAAUAAACAUGUGGUACAACAUCUACACCAGUCAGAGACAAUUCGGGAAAUGAUUAGAAACUGGACUUUUUGUGUGGAGAAAAACAGGCAGCACUUACGGAUAACGGCAUCCUACUAGCGGUGUUGCUUGGCGAUUGAUCUGUGAUGGGGUCGUAUGUCGGCCAGUGACACAGACCACAGGUAAAUGUAAGAAUAGAUGUGGUAUCUUCACAGUACCAUGAACAUACUGAAUGUUUGUCUAAAUCUAAAACGUGUGAAACCCACAAAGCUUUCUGCAAGAUAGAGAGGGAGCAAAGGCAUUCGACCAGAAGAGAAAGAUUUCCAGUCGGCUACAAAAACGUGUGUAUGAUAUCUGCCAACGUUGGGAUCACUAAAUACUGACUUAGUAGUGUUUCAUUUUUAAUUGCAUAAUAUACAAAGUAAAUGUGUUAACAACAUUGUAUCUCAUAUAAAAUAUUGUAAUAAAAGACAUUUCUCCAUUUAAAAAAAAAAAAAAAAAAAAAGUGUUAUUGGUGCAGGGGUGCCAAAACUUUUAUAUACCACUGUAUAUUUUAAGGUUUUACACAAAGUGUACUAAAAAAAAAUAAGUAACAGUUAUGGGAUGUUAGUUUUUAUGUUUUUUUAGGGAUUAAAUAAAGGUUUGUCUCUGCUGUCUGUAUUUUA